AUGUAAAUUCGAAAACCAACACCCUCUCGCUUGUUCUCGCUAUAUAGUUUCUAGAGCUCUGCUUUCUUUGCAACCAAACAGCCUGUUAUCUUGACAUCGCUUCGCUUCGCUUCGCUUCGCUUCAAAUCAAUCAACCAAUCUCUCACAUCGAAACCCUAGUCACCGGAUCAAGUUUGAGCUUUUAGGUUGUUGGGCUUCCUUGAACAGUUAAGGUUUUAUGUCUGAUCUCGACGUCCAAACUCCCACUGCUUUUGAUCCUUUUGCUGAUGCAAAUGCUGAGGACUCCGGUGCUGGGGCAAAAGAGUACGUGCACAUUCGUACACAGCAACGCAAUGGUAGAAAAAGCUUGACAACUGUGCAAGGUUUGAAAAAAGAAUUCAGCUAUAACAAGAUACUCAAGGACCUCAAGAAAGAAUUCUGCUGUAAUGGUACAGUGGUGCAGGACCUUGAAUUAGGCCAGGUUAUUCAACUUCAAGGUGACCAGCGCAAGAAUGUCUCUACCUUUCUUGUUCAGGUAAUUUCAUUCCUUGUGCGAGCUGAUGAGUUUAACAAUCAGUUUUUCUCAUUUGGGUUGUCUCCAAAUACUGAUAUUUAGGUGGAUCCAAAUUUUUAAUUUUGUUUUGUUUGGUCAGGCUGGCAUUGUGAAGAAGGAGAAUAUUAAAAUUCAUGGUUUCUAAGCUGUUGCAGUAAAUUUAAAACUCCACACCGUGCUCUCCCUGCUCUUAUCAAGAACUUUAGAGAUAUUAAAUCUAUUAUUAUUAUUAUCUUGCCUAUGUUUGGUUGUAUGACAUAUGCAUCAUUUGUUUCUGGUGUUGUCCAGAUAUCUGGUCUCUAUAUUGUGGGAUGAUAAUGGAAUUCUACACAGUUUGUAUUUGUGUAUUAAAUAGCUAUUGCUCUCUCGAGUCUAACAAUAAAUUAUCGAUGAAGUGUUGGGGUGUUCCUGGUUAA
Messenger RNA from Populus trichocarpa (black cottonwood), 948 nucleotides. Its product is annotated as protein translation factor SUI1 homolog 2. Bases 218 to 595 code for a protein of 125 amino acids. Gene Ontology annotation, molecular function: translation initiation factor activity; RNA binding. Lineage: Eukaryota; Viridiplantae; Streptophyta; Magnoliopsida; Malpighiales; Salicaceae. The transcript has 4 exons. The record is from RefSeq and is a predicted model, not a curated record. Gene Ontology annotation, biological process: translational initiation.